CAAUUGCCAAAGUUACAGAAGAUGUCAGUGCUUACUGCACAGUCUUCCUGGACAAGCAUACAAGGAAGACCUGGCCGCACAAUCCCAAAUCCCUCAUUGACUUUACCAUCGAUCUGCCUUGGUGUGUCUAAAAACUUGUUUACUCACAGUUGUUGCUUGCUUGAUUCUUUCAUUAAUAUAAAGUAUACUGUAUCAGUAGUCUUCAUGGCUGCGCACAGAAUAUUUUUAUGCAGCCGACCAUGUCGUCUCCAAAUCCUAAUUGAUUGUGCUUACUGGAGUAACAUAUGUUCCUGAUGUGUGUGUACGGAGGAUUCUGCCGUUCUUCGUAAGACUUUGUCUCAUUGGCUGUUGUUGACUUGAAGCCAUCCAAUUCAGCAAUCCCUGGUAGCCAGCGGGGCAUGUAUCUGAUUGCACUGGUUCUUUCUUUUCAUUGGAAACGGGCUGUGAUGGCAAGAAGAUACUGAAGAUAGGUUGUUCUUCAUACAAAAGGAUAGUCUGACUAAGUUGUCGCUAACAAUAACAAGGCCUUCGGCUGUUCGACAACAAAAGAUCUUCAUGGGUUCCUAUGCUAAUGGUAGAAACUGCACUCAUGAUGAUCCUUCAGUCGAGGAGCUGAAAGAACUGGCUUUGCCUCUGAAACCGAUGCCAUUACAUGCGAGUGGCUGGCUGAAUGACAUGAAGAUAUCCUCGCCUACUUCUAUUUGUGUGAACAUCGGUAACCCUGGCGCAUUUGAUCCGAUCUACCGAGCUUGGACUAAGAAGUAUCCUUCAGCUCUAAAUGCAUUUGAUCGAAUUGUUGCCUACGGCAAAGGUAAAAAGAUAGCAUUGUUCUUGGACUAUGAUGGCACCCUCUCACCUAUCGUCGAUGAACCUGACAAUGCCAUCAUGUCUGAUCAGAUGCGUGAGGUGGUGAAAAAUGUUGCAUUGCAUCUUCCCACUGCGAUUAUCAGUGGAAGAUCUUGUGAUAAGGUGUUUGAUUUUGUUAAACUAACAGAACUGUACUAUGCUGGUAGCCAUGGAAUAGACAUCAUGAGUCCAUUGGGGAAAUCUGGUUCUGUUACUGGCCAUAAAAGCUGCACUAAUUACAGUAACAAGCAGGAUAAGGAGGUGAAGAUGUUUCAGGCUGCCAGUGAAUUCUUACCGAUGAUCGACGAGGUUUUCAGAUUGCUUGUCGAGAAGAUCAGGGGAAUACACGGUGCAAAAGUUGAAAACAACAAGUUUUGCCUGUCGGUGCACUACCGCAAUGUCGACGAGAAGGAUUGGCCACUUGUCGCGGAGCACACAAACGACGUCCUGAAAGCCUACCCUCGCCUGCAACUGAGUCAUGGACGGAAGGUUUUAGAAAUUCGUCCAGUGAUAGACUGGAACAAAGGAAAGGCUGUGGAGUUCUUGUUAGACUCUCUAGGGCUAGCUAAUUGUGACAACGUACUCCCUAUCUACAUUGGAGAUGACCGUACUGACGAGGACGCGUUUAAGGUUUUACGGGAAGACAAACGGGGUUUUGGAAUUUUGGUGUCAUCUGUACCGAAAGAAUCUCAUGCAUUGUAUUCUCUGGUAGACCCAUCUGAGGUGAUGGAUUUCCUGAAAAGGUUAGUGAAAUGGAAGGAAGAAGCUUCACGAAUAACAAUGAAGUAGUAGUUGAUAAUAUCUGUUGAUGAUUUUAGGGUUAAUUUCUGGCAAAGAGGACUAGAGAAUUGAAUUGCACAUAAUGGACUUUUCUAUCCUUUUACCUUAGCUUGGCAAUACAUUGCUAAAUUGUUUUAAUGUAAAAGAAUGCAAGGCAUUCUGUACCAGUCGGUGCUUUGAACAAUGUUGCUCAGAUAUCUACAUGUUUGGCCAAU
Molecule: messenger RNA, 1841 nt
Organism: Phragmites australis (common reed)
Lineage: Eukaryota; Viridiplantae; Streptophyta; Magnoliopsida; Poales; Poaceae
Product: probable trehalose-phosphate phosphatase 10
Exons: 10
Coding region: 556-1635 (359 amino acids)
Biological process (GO): trehalose biosynthetic process
Molecular function (GO): trehalose-phosphatase activity
Source: RefSeq, a predicted model, not a curated record